Messenger RNA from Pararge aegeria (speckled wood butterfly), 2735 nucleotides. It is a transcript of the gene Tsc1, whose product is annotated as nuclease SbcCD subunit C-like. Gene Ontology annotation, cellular component: TSC1-TSC2 complex. The record is from RefSeq and is a predicted model, not a curated record. NCBI's taxonomy places the organism in Eukaryota, Metazoa, Arthropoda, Insecta, Lepidoptera, Nymphalidae. Gene Ontology annotation, biological process: negative regulation of TOR signaling; negative regulation of cell population proliferation; regulation of cell cycle.
UUGAGUUUGACAAUUGUAGUCAUAGUAGUCUUCAAAAAAUAAAAAUUGUCGGUCUUUCUUUUUCGUUGUACAGUAAUAUAAAAAAUUGUAAUAAGCUAUUUACCCGCACGCGCUCGGUCCGUCCACGUAACAACUACGUCGUUGCCGCAUAUCUCUUUUCACCGGAGUUCUAAUUGUUAAUCAAAAUUCCUCCAGCUGCGGUAAACGAAGGAUCUUCUCUCCGAACUGCUAAUUGGUGGUCGGAGAUGCUGGCCGCGUGCGAGACCGGCGAGGUGUUCGAUCUGCUCGAGGCGCGCGACUCGCUCGAGCACGGCGCCGCGCUCUACGCCGCCGUGCGCGAGCCCUGGCUCACGCGCGCGCUGCUGCUGUACCACGCGCGCACCGGCUCCGCGCGCGCGCUCGACCUGCUGGCGCGCGCGCCCGACCUGCACGCGCGCCAUCUGCUGGACGCGCUGCUCGAGCAGCUGCGCGGCGAGCGCGCGCAGCGGGCGCUGGCGCUGGCCGCGCUGGCGCCGCUCGUGGCGCGCCGCCCCGCCUGGCUGCACCGCCUGCCCGCGCACCCGCUGGCGCGCGAGCUGCUGCGCGCCGCGCCGCGCGAGCGAGAGCCGCUGCCCGCGCUGCACGCGCUGCUGGCGCUGGCCGCGCUGCUGCCCGCCGCGCCCGCGCUGGCCGCGCCGCACUGGCCCGAGCUGGCCGACGCGCUGCUGCGCCCCGCCGCGCUGGCGCCGCCGCCCGCGACCGCCGCGCCCGCCACGCGCGCGCACCUGCGCCUCGCGCAGCUCGCGCUGUUCCACGCGCUCUACGCCGCGCAGCCCUGCUCGCUGCUGGACGCGCUGCGCACCGACUGCGCGGCCGGCGCCGCCGCCUGGCUGCGCCUCGCGCCGCUGCUGCGCCGCGUGCGCCUGCAUCCCGCGCUCGUCAGCGGCUCGCGCCUGGCCGAGCAGGAGGCGGCGCGCCGCGCGCACGACGCGCCCGACGCGCCCGACGCCGCGUGCGCCGCGCCGCCCGCCGCGUCGCCGCACCCGCCCGCCGCGCCCGCCGCGCCGCCCGCCGCCGGCUCGGGCGCGCACGCCGCGCGCGCCGCCGCCGCGCUGCGCCCGGGCGCCGAGCCGUGGUUCCCGCUCGCCGAGCGCUGCGGCGCCGACUCCGCGCCCAACACGCCGCUGCCGGCCGACGCGGACGCCGCCGAGCCCGAGGCCGCGGUGGAGGCCACGCCCGAGAACACGCCGGCCAAGGAGCCGCGCGCCGCGCCGCGCGCGCCCGACUCGGCCGCCGUGCGCGCGCUGGGGCGACGCGACGAGCGCAAGGAGCCGUCUCCGCCGGGCGACGCGCUGGCGGCGCGCCUGGCGCGCGUGGCGCUGGAGCGACGCGCGGCGGAGUCGCCCGUGGCCUUCGGCGGCGCGCCUCCCGCGGGCGCGCUGGCCCGGCCCGAGGCGCGCGUGGCCGAGCCGCCGGACGUGGAGGACCGCGAGGUGCGCGAGCUGACGGAGCGCGGGUGCGCCGAGCCCGCGUGGGCGGCGGAGGAGCCCGAGGCGCGCGUGCGCGACCCGCGCGCCGCCGAGCGCGGCCGCCCGCGCGCUCGCGCCGCGCCGCCGCCCGCGCGCCGCGCCGCCACCUGCUCGCCCACGGCGCGAGCGCGCGGCUCCCGCUCCGUGGAGGUGCAGACGGUGGACGUGUGGCCGGCGCCGUACGAGUUUCUUAUUGCCGAUUUCUAUCGCAACAUUCCCGACGAAGAGCGCAUACAGGGAGACGACGCGGAGCCGCGCGGCGCCGCGCCCGAGCCGUGCCGGCGCCUCGACGACUACCUGGCCGCGCUGUACGACGGCCGCGCGCCCGCCGCGCCCGCCGCGCUGGCCGAGCAGCUGGCGCUGGUGCACGCGCAGCUCAUGUACGAGCGCUGGCGCCGCGAGGCGCACGCCGAGCGCACGCGCCGCCUGCUGGGCCGCUGCCGCCACGCGCGCGCCGCCGAGCUGCAGGCCGCCGCGCUGCGGGAGCGCCUGCGCGCCGCCGCCGCCGAGCGCGCGGCGCUGCUGGCGCGCGCGCCCGCCACGCCCGCGCCGCCCGCCGAGCCCGAGCCGCGCCUCGAGGCCGCGCUGGCCGCCGAGAGCGCGGCGCGGCUGCGCGCGGAGGCGGCGCUGCGCGAGGCGGAGGCGGCGCGCGCGCAGGACGCGGCCGAGUUGCGGCGCGCGCGCGGCGAAUCGUUCGAGGCGGCGCGCCACGUGGAGGCGCUGGCGCGCUGCGCGCUGGCGGCCGAGCGGCGCGCCGAGCACGUGCGGCGGCUGCGGCGCGAGCUGCUGGUGCUGGCGGAGCGCGAGGCGCGGCCGCGCGCGGGCGGCGCGGCGGGCGCGGAGGCGGCGCGCGCGGCGGGCGAGGAGCGCGCGCUGCGGGCGGCGCUGGCGCGCGCGGAGGCGGAGGCGGAGGCGCAGGCGGCGCGCGCGGAGGCGGCGGGCGCGCGCGCGCACGAGCUGGAGGCGGCGCUGGCGGCGCGCGAGGCGGCGGCGGCGGAGCUGAAGCGCGGCGCGCGCGCGGCGGCGGAGGCGGCGGCGGCGCGCCAGCGCGCGCUGCAGGACAAGUGCGCGGCGCUGGCGCGGGCCGUGCGCGCGGGCGAGGCGCGGCGCCUGGAGCGCCUGGCGGGCGCCGGCGGCCGGGCGGCUGGCGGCGGGCGCGGCCGAGCGGCGCAGCUAGGGCGCGGGGCGGGGGGGCCGCGCGCAGCGGGGCGGGGUGUCGCAGUGUAG